GGGGGCGGCUCUUUCCUGGGUGGGGUUUGUGGAGUCGUGGCCCGUUAGCAGGAAGCAGAGCAGUCGCUCCGACGCUUGCGAGACACCCAGUCCGACCCCCAGCUGCCAGAGUCCGAUCUCUGUGUAUUGCGUGCUCAGCGCCGCCGAACAGCUCCCAACCAAACUUCGCCAACUCGGUCGACUUUGCCACCACCAUGCCCAAGACGAUCAAUGUGCGUGUGACCACCAUGGAUGCAGAGCUGGAGUUUGCCAUCCAGCCCAACACCACCGGGAAACAGCUGUUUGACCAAGUGGUGAAGACUAUUGGCCUGAGGGAAGUCUGGUUCUUUGGUCUGCAAUACCAAGACACUAAGGGUUUCUCCACUUGGCUGAAACUCAAUAAGAAGGUGACUGCCCAGGAUGUACGUAAGGAAAGUCCCCUGCUCUUCAAGUUUCGGGCCAAGUUCUACCCAGAAGAUGUAUCUGAGGAAUUGAUCCAGGAUAUCACACAGCGCCUGUUCUUCCUGCAAGUGAAGGAGGGGAUUCUCAAUGAUGACAUUUACUGUCCACCUGAGACUGCUGUUCUGCUGGCCUCCUAUGCUGUCCAGUCCAAGUAUGGUGACUUCAAUAAGGAGGUGCACAAGUCUGGCUACUUGGCUGGGGACAAGUUACUUCCACAGAGGGUCCUGGAGCAGCACAAGCUCAACAAGGACCAGUGGGAGGAGCGGAUCCAGGUGUGGCAUGAAGAACACCGGGGCAUGCUCAGGGAGGAUGCAGUCCUAGAGUAUCUGAAGAUUGCCCAAGACCUGGAAAUGUAUGGUGUAAACUAUUUUAGCAUCAAGAACAAGAAAGGCUCAGAGCUGUGGCUGGGAGUGGAUGCCCUGGGUCUCAACAUCUAUGAGCAGAAUGACAGACUGACACCCAAGAUAGGCUUUCCCUGGAGUGAAAUCAGGAACAUCUCUUUCAAUGACAAGAAAUUUGUAAUCAAGCCCAUUGACAAAAAAGCCCCGGACUUUGUUUUCUAUGCUCCCCGGCUGCGAAUUAACAAACGGAUUUUGGCCCUUUGCAUGGGGAACCAUGAGCUAUACAUGCGUCGCCGCAAACCUGACACAAUUGAAGUGCAGCAGAUGAAGGCACAGGCCCGGGAGGAGAAACACCAGAAACAGAUGGAGCGUGCUCUGCUGGAAAAUGAGAAGAAGAAGCGUGAGUUGGCAGAAAAAGAGAAGGAGAAGAUUGAACGAGAGAAGGAGGAACUUAUGGAGAGGCUGAAGCAGAUUGAAGAACAGACUAAGAAGGCUCAACAAGAAUUGGAAGAACAGACCCGCAGGGCUCUGGAACUUGAGCAAGAGCGGAAGCGUGCCCAGAGUGAAGCCGAAAAACUGGCCAAGGAGCGUCAAGAAGCUGAAGAAGCCAAGGAGGCCCUAUUGCAGGCCUCUCAGGACCAGAAGAAGACCCAGGAACAGCUGGCCUUAGAAAUGGCGGAGCUGACAGCACGGAUCUCCCAGCUGGAGAUGGCCCGACAGAAGAAGGAAAGUGAGGCUGUGGAAUGGCAGCAGAAGGCACAGAUGGUACAAGAGGACUUGGAGAAGACUCGUGCAGAGCUGAAGACUGCAAUGAGUACACCACAUGUAGCAGAGCCUGCUGAGAAUGAGCAAGAUGAACAGGAUGAGAAUGGGGCAGAGGCCAGUGCUGACCUUCGUGCUGAUGCCAUGGCCAAGGAUCGCAGUGAGGAGGAACGUACAACUGAGGCAGAGAAGAAUGAACGUGUACAGAAGCACCUCAAGGCCCUUACUUCAGAACUGGCCAAUGCCCGUGAUGAGUCAAAGAAGACUGCCAAUGACAUGAUCCAUGCUGAGAACAUGCGUCUGGGCCGAGACAAAUAUAAGACCCUGCGCCAGAUUCGGCAGGGCAACACCAAACAGCGCAUUGAUGAGUUUGAGUCCAUGUAAUAGACACCCAGCCUGUAGGGACCCUCUCUUCCCAUCUUCCUUGCCUCCUACUCUCACCUAACUCACACUGUGCUGGAGCCACUAACUGGAGCAGCCCUGGAGUCAUACCAAGCAUUCAUUGCAGUCAUGGGACCAAGCCUAGCCCCUUAAACCUUCCUAAUUACCCCCGAAGACUGGCCCACUGUGGUGUUAGGGGGACCCUCUUCUGUUUAUAUUUUAGCUAGUUAGAAGAGUCCACUUGCACAGCUUAAAGGGACUUCCCCUUUAAUUUGGGAAACAUCCCCACAUUUGUUCUAUGGGAGUCAAGUAUGAAGUUAACCCUCACUGCUGCUCUGCCAUUCCCUUCCUUUUCAGAAUAUGUUAGUUUGGAGUUGGAUCAUCACAGGGCUUAAGAAAGGAGGCAGGGUCUUGGCUGUAUGCUAUAGGAUAUCCAGCCGACCAAGGAUUAGGUGUCCUAAUGUCUAUCCUUUUUAGAGUUAUUUAGUCUUUGAAAUAAUUGGAAUCUAAAAAGAUGUUAUGUCAUUCUUUCUACCUCCCACAUUGGGCCUAUUACAAAUGCAAUCCCAAUAAGCCUUAUUUCUGAGUUCAGAGAUUCAGUUUCUCCCCAGGGGGAGAUGGUAGAGAUUGUGCCAUACAAGGCUUAAUCAAUGUCCUAGAAGGCUAUCGGGACUUCUGUUUAGGCAAGGCUCUAUUGAAGAUCUUGCUCUAAUGAACCUAGUCCUGUUUCAAGCUCUAUGAGUAGAGGUAUCCCUUACUUAUUCUGGGGUUCUCCUUAUCUUUUUGUGAUCUGCCCCUUCUCAUUCUAGCCACUGAAUUCCAUCUAACUAGAACAGUAGGGAUGUUUACCCCAAAACUGAACCAGACCCACCAAGGACUCUUGCCGCAGGAGGGAAACCUUUAUACAUGAUUACAGUAUUUUUUCUGCUAAGAGGUCCCUGUCUACUGUCGCAUUAGGGCUACUUGUGUCACAGGUCCUGUUUUAAGAUCAUCCAGGACUUGAAAUGGUGAGCCCUGAAACUCGAUGCCAGUUGUUUUAAUUGGGGAGUGGGUAGAAGAAGCUGAGCAUGGUGAGAGAAGCCCAUGGCUUGCUCCCAGUUUACAACUCCCUCAGGUGCCUAAUAACCCCUUCAUGUCACCCCUCCCCAAACUGGUGACUGGACCCUGCUUUUUGUUGACAAACCUAAUCUAACCUAGGUCUUGCCAUCAGCUGUGCUAUUCCCUAGAACUGGACACCAGAGAGCUGUUGGGGACGUUAGCCUGGUUCCUUCCACACCCCACCUCUUGCUUUCAAACCAGGAGCAGUUUCCUUUCUAUCUCAUGUGUGCUUUUUUUCUUCCUACCAGUAUUAUAUAUUCUAGAGGCAUCUAAUUCAACAUUGAUUUUUGCAUUUCUUGCUAAUGUACCUUUAGAAGUUAUUAGUCUUGGAACAGAAUCAUUUCGCCUUCAUUCCCUACCACUCACACACUUGGGAAGCUUAUAUUAUAAAAUAAUAUUUUGCCAGAAACAUUAAUAUAAGAAGCUUUCAGUAUUCCUGAUGUCAGCUGUCACCAUAGGUCAUAGCAAUUCAUCCUUAAAGUACUUGGUUUAUGGUAUUGUUUCUGUUUUGCCUUCUCCCUAGAGUUCAUUCAGUCUCCUGAGGGCUAUAUUGUCCUUCUGUGUAGUACCACCAGUCCAGAACAAACUGAGUUUGAUUCCUCCUGUAUUCCCACCCUGCUGGACCUUGGGAAAUAUUUUGUGCAUUGCUGUGAAUUAUAUUGACACUCUUGGUAAUGUGCCCUAUAUUGGCUAAAGUCAAACCUGGAAUUGUGGGGCAAUCAUACUACUUUAGAGGCAGUAAUCCAAACUGAGGGAGGCUGGGGAGAAAGGUUAGAUUUUAUAUUCAGGGUUUUUUUUUUUUUUUGUGUGUGUGUGUGUGUGUGUUGUUUUUUUGGGGGGGGGGUUUAAAAGUUGUUUUUGGAGUAGUUUAUGCUCUACCCAUGUUCUAUUUCAUUGCCAAUAAAAUUUAGGAAGACUUCACUUUGACUUGA
Condylura cristata (star-nosed mole) is the source of this 3955-nucleotide messenger RNA. It is a transcript of the gene MSN, whose product is annotated as moesin. Lineage: Eukaryota; Metazoa; Chordata; Mammalia; Eulipotyphla; Talpidae. Gene Ontology annotation, biological process: positive regulation of protein localization to early endosome; positive regulation of early endosome to late endosome transport; regulation of organelle assembly. The transcript has 13 exons. The coding region runs from base 195 to 1928 and encodes 577 amino acids. Gene Ontology annotation, molecular function: cell adhesion molecule binding; actin binding. Gene Ontology annotation, cellular component: filopodium; cytoskeleton; apical part of cell. The record is from RefSeq and is a predicted model, not a curated record.